This is a messenger RNA of Fundulus heteroclitus (mummichog), 3492 nucleotides long. RefSeq names its product hypoxia inducible factor 1 subunit alpha, like (gene hif1al). NCBI's taxonomy places the organism in Eukaryota, Metazoa, Chordata, Actinopteri, Cyprinodontiformes, Fundulidae. Bases 98 to 2098 code for a protein of 666 amino acids. The record is from RefSeq and is a predicted model, not a curated record. Gene Ontology annotation, molecular function: RNA polymerase II transcription regulatory region sequence-specific DNA binding; DNA-binding transcription factor activity, RNA polymerase II-specific; protein dimerization activity. Gene Ontology annotation, biological process: regulation of transcription by RNA polymerase II; cellular response to hypoxia. The transcript is spliced from 15 exons.
CAGCGCGCAGUGAUAUCCGUUCAUUCGCUGUUUCUCUGCGCUGCAGUCAACGUCGUAAAGAAAACAGAGAGCCUUGGAUUUGGUGUUCUGAUGAAACAUGGAGGAGAAGGAAGACGCGGUCGUGGCGGUUAAACGGAGCAGCUCGGAGCAGAGGAAGCUGCGCUCCCGCGAUGCGGCCAGAUGUCGGCGCAGUCAGGAGACGGAGGUGUUCUACGAGCUGGCCCGGACGCUGCCGCUGCCGCGCCGGGUCUGCACCCACCUGGACAAAGCCGGCAUCAUGAGGGUGACCCUCAGCUUCCUGCGAAUGCAGCAGCUCCUGCGACCCGAAGAAAGCGUGAAAGAGGAGGAGGAGGAGGAGGAGGAGGAGGACGAAGAUCCGAUGGACGCCUUCUUUCCUCAGGCGCUGGCCGGCUUCAUCAUGGUGAUUACCGAGGAGGGGGACAUGGUCUUCCUGACGGAAAACGUCAACAAGCACAUCGGCAUCACGCAGCUGGAGCUGCUGGGUCAGAGCAUUUACGACUUCGUUCAUCCCUGUGAUCAGGAGGAGCUGCGGGAUCUCCUGACGCCACGUCCAGGUCUGAGUAAGAAACUGAUGGCAGAACAGCCGAGCGAAAGGAACUUCUUCCUGAGAAUGAAGAGCACCCUGACCACCAGGGGGCGCACCGUCAACAUUAAAUCUGCUACCUGGAAGGUGCUCCACUGCACAGGCCACAUCCGUCCGUUUGGCGGCAGCUCGGCGUCGCCCCCUGCAGGCAGAGUGAUGACUCUGCUGUGCGAGCCCAUCCCUCACCCGUCCAGCGUGGAGUUCCCCCUGGACACCUGCACCUUCCUGACGCGCCACACCAUGGACCUGCGUUUCACUCACUGCGAGGGCAGGGUCACGGAGCUGGUGGGAUACAAACCGGACGACCUGAUUGGACGCUCGGCCUACGAGUUUUAUCACACGCUCGACUGCGAUCGCAUCAAGAAGAGUCUGCACACACUGCUCUCCAAAGGUCAGGUGAACACCAGCCGCUACCGCUUCCUGGCCAACGGCGGCGGCUUCGUGUGGGCGGAGACUCAGGCCACCGUCCUCUACAACAACAAGACGUCUCAGCCGGAGGCCGUCGUCUGCCUCAACUUCAUCCUCAGCGCCGUGGAGCAGCCAGACGUCGUGUUCUCCGUCGAGCAGACCCGCUGCGGCGUCCUGCCCAAAACCGAACCCCAGUCCCCGGACCGCGCCGCCGAGGACAGCGGGAUAUCCGACACCUGCGAGUCGGACGCGGAGCCCGCCGGCGAGGACUCCGGCAGCUCGGUGAAGCUCUUCCUGAAACUGAAGGAGAGGCCAGAGGAGCUGCUGCAGCUGGACCCGGAGGCAGGAGACGCCACGGCGCCGCUGGCAGGAGGUCCGGUCGAGCUGUCGUUCGCCAGUCCUCCCGGUCCAGACGUGGUUCCGGACCAUCCCAAAGAUCUGUGCAGCCCGCAGCUCAGGCAGCUGCUGUCGCCCAUCUUCGACGGCCUGAAUCCGUCCUCGUCCCCCGCCGCCUCUUCUGAGCCGGACCUGAGCGCCUGCGAGGACGAGGUGAUGGACACCAGCGGGGUGGAGAAGUUCUUCACCGUCUGCCCGGAGGAGACUCAGAGGAAGAAACACGCCGUGGAGGACAUCGAAGGCAAGGAGCUGGAGAUGUACGCGCCGUAUAUCUCCAUGGACGACGACUUCCAGCUGACCUUCCUCAGCGAUUUGCCCGAGGAAGCCGACAAACCCUCGCCGCUGAUGUUUGAUGGCGCCCGUGUGCUUCCAGCGGUGGCCGUCAGCAGGAAGAGGACUCACGACUCGGACAGAGAGGCGUCGCCUCAGCUGCUGCUUCAGGACAAGAGGCAGAAGCAAGAGCCGUCCUCCAUAGAGGAGGACCUCCUCCUUAGCCACAGGCUGCUGGGUUCCCUGGAAGACAGCGACCAGCCGGACCUGAUUCUGGUCUCGGGUCGCAGUCAGCUGCUCACAGACCGGGACCCGGUGUUGGGAGGCGUGUCAGAACUGUGCGACACGGCAGCUCUGAUGAGGGACAUCUUCAUCCCUCGCCCGGCUGACCUGUCGCCGCCGCUGUCGCCGCUGACCUGAAGCGGCUCCGGCGUCGGCCCGGCCUCCGCUAACCAGAGCGCGAGGGGUCACCGCCGAGCCCGUCUGCAACAAAAACAACAGCAACAACAGCACAGCAACUUAAGCGCACACAUCUGAACAAACCACAAACCUGUACGCACAAAAGAUCCUCGCCUCGCACGUGCUGCGUUAACCAUGCUGUAGGGGUGGAGCCGCCCUCGCCGCUUCUAGCAGAAGCGUGACGCUCCAGAACGUUGGGUUUUCUCGCCACGCUGUGAACCUGUGAGCCGCCGAGGCGCCGCCCGCCACCGAUGAAAUGAGAGAAACGGCAGGUGAUGCCACCUGUGGAGCGAAGGUGGGGCGGCGGGCGGGCGGGGGGGGGGGGGCGCAUUCUGGAACAUAUUUCUCAGUGCAGCUAAAUCUAAUGUAUCACGUUUUUAAUUGUUUCUGUUGUUUUAAAGAUAAACUUCGCAAAAAAAAAAAAAAAUGUUUCUUUAAUGAAACAUCUUCACAAUAAUCUCUCUCUCGUUUUAUUUUCCUAAUUACACCAAAAACCUGUUUAAAAAAAAAAAAAGAAGCGAAUAUCAGUGGCAAUCCUGAUCUCAGUGGCAUGUUUUUAUGACUUUUUAUACUUAUUUUUUUUUUUUUAAAACAAUGCAUUAACUGUAGUUUGAGUUUAUUUUCCGUGUCAAAUAUAAAUCCUGGGUCACCGGCCGUAAAAAAUCACUCUGGUGGCGUUUGAUUAGAUCUUCCUGACGUGCCAGGCGGGCGGGGUUCACCCCACACUCCCUAUAAGCUAAUGCGAAGCGAUCAAUCACAGAAAAGUUUUAGUAAUUGACUCCCAGACUUCCCAGUGACUGAACCGCCUCCUCAGAGGAGCGUCCGGCUGGAAAACCAUGCAGAUUUCCUCCAGUGUUUAAUGGAAAUUAUGUAUUUUACUAACCCGCUUUACUGAAGCCAUUAUUAGCCCAGCAAAAGUAGUCUUAGCGUGUUUAUGCUUGUUAGAAAUGUGAUUAAAACACUAGAUUUCUUUUCUUUUUAAGUCUGAAUUUUACGACUCGUAACGAAUUAUACCUCAAAUCGCUGAACUGAAAGUCGGCUGGAGCCUCAGCCGCAGCGUGUUUUGAUGAAAAAUAACGCCAUAAAUCGAUGUGAACCGUUCAACGUGUCAGAGUGCAAGCAAACCAAACUUUGAAUAAAAACUGCCAGGUUGUUUCUUACACAGAGCUCUGUGCCUUCUCCUCAUGCAGUAAAAACCUUCAUUGAACUAAUUUAGACUGUUACCUUCAGGCUGAUUCUGCUCUACACUUCUUCUUCUUUGCAGAGGGAGCGGGUUAAAUAAUGUUUUAUUGUAUCUCUACUACUGUUUAUCCAACAUGUACUCUUGGAAGUAAAUAAAGCUGUUUAAAACAAAA